CGGCUGUCCCGGAGGCUGCACGUGGGCUCCGGUCUGGGCACUUUCAGGCUGGGCCAUGGAUACUCCGCUGAGGCGCAGCCGGCGGCUGGAAGGCCUGAGGCCUGAGUCCCCCGAGAGGUCAGCUUCAGUGUUGCGGGCGAAACGGGCCCUUGUGGAGUUCGACCCGAACCCAGAAGAGACGAGGGAGCCCGGGUCUCCUCGCAGUGCUCUGCCACCCGGCCUGGAGUCCCCCCGGGGUCAGCCGGAGACAAGCCCGGGAUCGCCCGGUCUACGGCAGGGGACGGAUUUAGGGUCCCCUCGAAAGGAGCCAGAGCCGGGCCCAGGGUCCCCCCAGCAUCAGCAAGAUCCAGGCCUGGAGUCACCCCGAAGACAGCCGGAGUCGAGUCCAGAACCCCUCCGACUUCAGCCAAAGCCAAGUGGGGGGUCACCCAAGUGCUCCCAGGACCAAGAAGAAGCGGACUCGGAGUUGGCCCAGAGGAAGGAGAAGCUGGCCCCGGGGUCCCCCCGACAUCAGCUGCAGCCGGGCCCAGGAUCAUCAGAGCCUUACCCUGGUCAGCCAGCUCUGGGUCCAGAGCCCUCGCAGCCGCUACAGGAGCUGACACCCCGGUCCCCCGGCUCCCCCUGGGGUCGGCACGAACCGAGCAAGCCACCUGCGGCCGGGGAGCCGAAGAAGCGAAGAGGUUCUUCACCCCAGGCCCCAGCAUCCAAGAAGCUGAAGGAGGAGGUUCCUGUAAUCCCGAAGGGAAAGCCCAAGUCGGGGCGGGUGUGGAAGGACCGCUCCAAGAAGAGGUUUUCCCAGAUGGUUCAGGACAAGCCCCUGCGCACAUCCUGGCAGCGGAAGAUGAAGGAGCGGCAGGAGAGGCAGCUGGCCAGGGAGUUUGCCCGGCACCUGGACGAGGAGAAGGAGAGGCGCCGGCAGGAGAAGAAACAGCGCCGUGCCGAGAACCUGAAACGCCGCCUGGAGAAUGAGCGGAAGGCAGAGGUGGUCCAAGUGAUCCGGAACCCCGCCAAGCUCAAGCGGGCGAAGAAGAAGCAGCUGCGCUCCAUCGAGAAGCGGGACACCCUGGCCUUGCUGCAGAAGCAGCCGCCACAGCGGCCAGCAGCCAAGGUCUGAGCCAGGACAGCCCGAGCCUUCUGUGGCCGGCCACCAUGUCAGACACGGCACCGCUGCUGGACCCAGCACUCCAGCUCUGUGGCUGCAAAUCAGGGACCCCACCUGAGAUGGGCUCCGAGCCUUUGAGGCUGUUGGGCAGGUGGGACAGAGGCCCAGAGGGAGCCUGGGACCUGGCAGAGACUGGGGGAGGGAAGAGGUUCAGCCCCCCUUCCCUGUUCCCCUCCUUCUCCAAGUGCCUUCAAACCAAGGAGAGUAGAUUCUUCUGGUUCCUCGGGGAGCCGAGGGCUGAAGGGUGACUCCCCAAAAUGUGUUAUGUUCUGUCUCAAGAUCCUUGGUCCAGCCCAGGCCAGGAGGCCAGCAGUCAGGAACCCAGCUCCCCCACACCUUUCCAAAGGCUGUUUUGGGUUCCUCUGCACCCCACUGACCCCGUCACCAAGUAGACUGACUCCAGCUUCGCCCCACUUUUCACCACUGAAACAUUAAAAUGGGGAGGUUGCAGGGAGCAGAGUUUCUCUAGCGCCCUCUUUGCUGUACCACACUCUGCAGAAACGCCAAAGGUCUGAUUGACUCACGCCCUCCAAUCUACAACAAAAAUAGUUAUUGAAUGCCUGCUGUGGACAGGCGCAACUUUAGGUACCAGGGGAUCGGACAGAAGUCCCUGCCCUCCAGGAGAUUUCCUUCUGAUGGAGAAAAUAGAAUAAACAAGUAAAAUACA
Equus quagga is the source of this 1829-nucleotide messenger RNA. RefSeq names its product coiled-coil domain containing 86 (gene CCDC86). Gene Ontology annotation, cellular component: nucleolus. The transcript has 4 exons. Bases 56 to 1114 code for a protein of 352 amino acids. Lineage: Eukaryota; Metazoa; Chordata; Mammalia; Perissodactyla; Equidae. The record is from RefSeq and is a predicted model, not a curated record.